CGCCAUUGGUCCGGAACUCCGCAGUAACCAGGGGAACUGCAAACAGUGUAGGGGCCGCUUCCGGUUCGAGCACCCGGAACCACCGCCUCUAGGGAUGGAGGGUCAGACUGUGGGAAAGGCAGAGAGAAGCCGGUCCUGCUCACGGGAGAAAAAAGAGGCUUACACUGAGGAAAUGGGGACAGACUUCGAUGAGAGACAUGACGAGUAUUUAAUACUGCUUCAGCAGAGGAACCGGAUAUUAAGGCAUCUGAAAGCCAAGGACCCCGUGCAGUUGAGGCUGGAGCACUUGGAGCAAGGGUUCUCCGUCUACGUCAAUGGGGCCAACUCAGAGCUGAAGAUGUCCCCACGGAAAGCUGUUCAUGCAGACUUCUCCAGAAGCGCCUCACAGGCCGAGGGGACGCACGAUUAUGGACGAAGAACCCUGUUUCGAGAAGCCGAAGAAGCGUUAAGACGCAACUCUCGGACGGCACCCAGCAAGGUCCAGCGCCGAGGAUGGCAUCAGAAAUCCGUGCAGAUUAGAACAGAAGCUGGCCCACGCCUCCACAUCGAGCCUCCGCUGGACUAUUCAGAAGAUUUUGAGUCGUGUGGAGAUGUAACUGACAAAGCCAACGAGGCAUCUGGGGACUAUCCACAGGAGCUAAGGAAAAGCCUGGAUCUCAGCAUCAAUCUUCAGAGGAAACAAAAGGAUUGUUCUAGUGAUGAAUAUGAUUCUAUUGAAGAAGACGUCCUCCCUGAGCCUGAACCUGAGGACCAAGUGUCGAUGGGCCAUCCCACAGAUGACCCCCUUCUUUCCAGUGGGGACUCAGUACCAGAGGAUGUUCCCAAGGACCUGGAGCUAGAAGGACAGCCUCCCCAGGGCCCGGACACCCUAGUGGUGCUGGAAUUUAACCCAGCUUCCAAAAGACCUGGCAGCAGGCGAGAGAGGCCUCUGUCAGCAACCCGCAAAGCUGUGUGCACAACCGAGGACCGUGAGGAAGACGCCUCGGCCGUGCUUCGAGCUAUCCAGGUGGAGAAUGCCACCCUGCAGCAGGCCUUCCUCAGCAAGAAGGCUGAGAUACCUGCCAGCCCACUGCAGCAUGCAGAGGAACCACCAGCAAAACCGUGGGACAGUCUGCUGAAGGCCAAUGAGGAAAGCGUUGAGCUGCUCUCCACUGCCGCAGUGACCACCCCUCCAGAGCCAUCUAGGGCGGCCGUCAGUCAUGCCAUGGACAGAAUCGGACUUUUGGGAAACAGACAACAGCAGAAGCUUCUGGAAGUCCUACAGGCCAUCGAAAGCGACUCUGCCCAUCUCAACACAGCUGCACCAAUGGAGGAGCAAGUGCUGGACCCAGAGGACAAAUGGAGCAUGAGAACAGAAGAGGUCAAAGACGCCAUCUGUGUGACCAUGGAGAUCCUAUCCAACUGGGGCAAUGCAUCAUGGGUGGGGCUCACUGAGGUUGAGUUCUUCGACUUGAGCCACACAAAGCUUUACGUGUCACCUCAUGAUGUGGAUGUGUGGAACACCAUGUCACCUGGUGAGCUGGGCUGUCUCGUCAACAGGAGCUUAUCUAGCAAAGAGGACCUCUCCUUGUGGACCUGCCCCUUCCACCCGCCGCUCAAGCUCUUUUUCAUUAUCCGAAACACACGGCAGCUGCAGGACUUUGGUCUGGCCAAGAUCAAAGUUUGGAACUACUGGACAACUGAUGGGGACCUUGCCAUCGGUGCCAAAAACGUGAAGUUUUAUGUCAACAAAAGACUCGUCUUUGAUGGCAUGUUAGACAAAGGAGAUGAAGAGGCUCCCACUGGUCAUACCAUCCUAGCUGACCUACAGAACGAGAAGAAUGAAAGUACAGACAGUGCCACCCCCAGUGUGGCUGGUGUGAAUGGGGACGAAAACCUUGGUCUCAGAAGCUCACAGCCUGCUGAAGCUCUGGUGAAUGCCAAGAUCUCUUCUCAAGGAAAUUUCUUUGGUGAAAGGAUGAAUUCCACCAAUUGCAUGAAAGACAGUUUAUCUAAGUUAGAGGAAGAUGUAAGAUUGUUGGCAGCCCCUGCCUCAAUGGGCAAUGUGCCCAGUGUCACUUCCUCCUCCCCGCCUGUGAAACAUCCCCCUCUGGAAGAGGAGCCUUCUCUGGUCCAACAACUGGAAAACCUCACAGGCAGGAAAAUCUCUGAGGCACCUGGGAAAGCUCCGUGCUGGUUACAGCCUUCUCCCACAGGGAGAGGCAGGAAACCAGUGAACAAGAAGUCCAAACCCUUAUGGCUUAGUCAGAAGCCACUGGACCACAAGGGUAGGCUCCCGUCUGAUGGCAUCAUCAAUGUCAUUGGUGAGGGUGCUGGAGAGCCUGGUGAGGGAAGAGGUCACCGGAGGGAGCAAGGGCGAACGACCAGCUGGAAUGUCAUUGCCAGGGAGCAGCCCCAGAGGGUGACCGCCAAAGUCUGUAGUGAUGACUUAGAUAUCUUCAAGCAUCCCCCCAACAAGGAGCGCCCUGCCAAUGGGAGGAGGGGCUCAAGAAAGGAUGCUUUCAGAAAUUGUCAUGAUGACAACCAGCCAGCCAACAGAGAAGACACCCUGGCCACCAGGACAUCACCACGCCCAUGGUGGCGCAGUGAGCAGGAGUACACGCUGCACGAGUCGUGGGACUCUCUCAGUGCCUUUGAUCGUUCCCACCGAGGCCGCAUCUCCAACCUGGAGUUUCAGGGGGACAUCCUGGACGAGUUCCUGCAGCAGCAGAGGGGCAGCCGGCUCAGCGACCAGCCGCCCUCCUGGAGGGAAGAGGAGCUGGAGGCAGAGCCAUCACAAGGGCAGGGUGACUGCUCUGGAGAGAAAGACAUCAGCGAUGACUUUAAAAUCCCUGUCUUGCCUUAUGGGCAGCACUUGGUUAUUGACAUCAAGUCUACAUGGGGGGACAGACACUAUGUUGGCCUGAAUGGAAUAGAGAUAUUCAGUUCGAAGGGGGAGCCAGUGCAAAUUGCAAACAUUAAAGCAGAGCCUCCCGACAUCAACAUCUUGCCAGCUUAUGGGAAGGACCCCCGAGUGGUCACCAACCUCAUUGAUGGGGUGAACAGGACCCAGGAUGACAUGCACGUCUGGCUGGCCCCCUUCACACCCGGCAAGUCCCACUCCAUCUCCAUUGACUUCGCGCACCCUUGCCAGGUUGCCCUGAUCAGGAUUUGGAAUUACAAUAAAUCCCGGAUCCACUCCUUCCGCGGUGUGAAGGACAUCACCAUGCUGUUAGACGCACAGCGCAUCUUUGAAGGGGAGAUUGCCAAGGCCUUGGGAACCCUGACCGGAGCCCCAGAGCACUUUGGAGACACCAUCUUAUUCACGACUGAUGAGGACAUCCUGGAGGCCAUCUUCUGUUCUGAUGAGAUGUUCAACGUGGAUGUGGAGAGCCUGUGUAGCCUGCAGCUCGGGGAGGCUCUGAGGAGGCCCAGCACAACCGACAGCGAGGGCCACGAACGGCCCUUCACCCAGGCCGGCUCCAGUGCCGAUGACAUGACCCCAGGGCUGGAGCUGCCACCCAGUCCCCUGGUCCCUGAAGUCACCACGCCAGAGCCCGGCAUAUACCAUGGGAUCUGCCUUCGGCUAAACUUCACUGCCUCCUGGGGAGACCAGCAUUACCUGGGACUCACUGGCCUGGAAGUGGUGGGCAGGGACGGCCAGGCUCUGCCCAUCCACCUGCACCAGCUGUCAGCCUCCCCCAGAGACCUAAAUGACCUCCCCGAGUACACGGACGACUCCCGGACCCUGGACAAGUUGAUCGAUGGCACCAACAUCACCAUGGAGGAUGAGCAUAUGUGGCUGAUCCCUUUCUCACCAGGGCUAGACCACGUGGUCACCAUCCACUUUGACAGAGCAGAGAGCAUCGCAGGUCUGCGCUUCUGGAACUACAAUAAAUCUCCCGAGGACACCUAUCGAGGGGCCAAGAUCGUCCAUGUGUCCCUGGAUGGCCUGUGCGUCUCCCCUGCAGAAGGCUUCCUCAUCCGGAAGGGGCCGGGCAGCUGCCACUUUGAUUUUGCUCAAGAGAUCCUCUUUGUGGACCACCUACAAGCCCGGCUGCCACCCCCACCAGCCCGGAGGCUCAACUCGAAAAGCCUGGAGUGCGCCAGCAUGGACUAUGAGGCCCCACUGAUGCCCUGUGGCUUCAUUUUUCAGUUUCAGCUGCUGACCAGCUGGGGUGACCCUUACUACAUUGGCCUCACUGGGCUGGAGCUGUAUGAUCAGCAUGGAGAGAAAAUCCCAUUGUCGGAAAACAAUAUCGCUGCCUUCCCAGACAGUGUGAAUGUGCUGGAGGGCGUAUGUGGGGAUGUGCGGACCCCUGACAAGCUCAUCGACCAAGUGAACAACACUAGCGACGGCAGGCACAUGUGGCUGGCACCCAUCCUGCCAGGCCUGGUAAACCGGGUCUAUGUGAUUUUCGACCUGCCCACCACGGUGUCAAUGAUCAAACUGUGGAAUUACGCGAAAACACCCCAUCGCGGGGUGAAGGAGUUUGGCCUCCUGGUGGAUGACUUGCUGGUAUACAACGGCAUCGUGGCCAUGGUGAACCACCUGGUAGGAGGCAUCCUGCCCACGUGUGAGCCCACGGUGCCCUACCACACCAUCCUCUUCACCGAGGACACGGACCUCUGUCUCCAGGAGAAGCACACCACCACCAGUAGUCAGGUGGAGGAUCAGGACGUCCAGAUGGUGAACGAAAACCAAAUCAUUACCAACUCCAGAAGGAAGCCAAGUGCCGCUGACCCAGCCCUACGCCCCAAAACCUGCAUAAGCGAGAAGGAGCCAGCCAGGCAGCGGCGGUGCUGACAUGUGGCUUGGAGAGCCACCCCCACCCC
Castor canadensis (American beaver) is the source of this 4815-nucleotide messenger RNA. RefSeq names its product katanin interacting protein (gene Katnip). The record is from RefSeq and is a predicted model, not a curated record. NCBI's taxonomy places the organism in Eukaryota, Metazoa, Chordata, Mammalia, Rodentia, Castoridae.